Molecule: messenger RNA, 645 nt
Organism: Fusarium poae
Lineage: Eukaryota; Fungi; Ascomycota; Sordariomycetes; Hypocreales; Nectriaceae
Exons: 3
Coding region: 1-645 (214 amino acids)
Molecular function (GO): arylformamidase activity
Source: RefSeq, a predicted model, not a curated record
AUGAACCGCCUCAAGGAUGAGUGGCGAGAGAAUAAAGAAGUUAUCGUCAACGGCAUACCAAAGAGGCUGCAGUUCAAGCAGUGGUUGGAGCACACAGGGAAGCAAUAUGACUAUUUAUCUAUGGAUACACAGCGUUCACAAAUGACUCAAGCACUGAAAGAAGAGACUGACGGCUAUAUGAUAGAUACACAACUCCCUGAUGAUGUGCGUGAAGCUAUCCGCAAGGCACAGUAUGCCGCGAAGCCCCUCAGCGCCGUUGAUCUCACCGGCCUCCCUCACAGUGAUGAUACGGUCACUUUCAACCUCACACAAGCACACGAGCACGAGGAAAUGGAUGAAGAAGACGAGAUUCUUCCUGUAAUUGAAGUCGCCGGCGGCAGCGAAGUCGAGAUGCCCUCAUCGCCGCCCUGUGCACCUGACUCUGAGUCAUCACUACCUACACUUCCCUCAACUCCUUGUCCCUAUCAACACCACACGCAGCUUCAUGAUUGGCACCCCCUCCCGGCUAGCCAACGAGUAUUUGAUUUAGAGUCUUUGAAGGAAGAAUGUGAGAAGAGAAAGAGGUGGUCUUUCUUCUUCUCGAGUAUGCCACUCAAAGUACCGGGAGGCGUGGCCAGUCCACCAAAUGGCGUCGCGAUCUUUUAA